This is a messenger RNA of Pedinophyceae sp. YPF-701, 663 nucleotides long. The record is from the annotation of a GenBank genome assembly. NCBI's taxonomy places the organism in Eukaryota, Viridiplantae, Chlorophyta, Pedinophyceae.
AUGCCGCUCCCGUGCGUCGCAGGGCGGGUCGUUCACGCCGCUGCUGAUCGCGUGCAGCUUGUACCCAGGUGCCGCCGCCUGCCCCGGGCUGCGGCCCGGCUUCGUGCAGACGGCGGCGCGGAGGACGCGAGCCCCGAGGCGCUAAGGAAGCAGUACACCGGGAAGAUUCGCCGCCUGGGGCGAGAGCGCAAGCCCAAGCAGGCCCUCGACGCUCUUUCGGAGAUGGUGGGGCUCGGCAUUGCGCCGGACACUGUCGCGGCAACAGCCGUGGUGGAUGCAUGCGUCCAGAGUGGCGAGACGGCCAUGGCGCGGGAGAUCUUCGACAACAUGUUCGGGAGCCCCGACGACGUGGACGACACGCUGCUCUACCCCGACGAAGUAGCCUUCAACGUGCUGAUCCGCGGCAUGGGGGCGGAGGAUCCGGUGCCGUGGGAUGAGAUCGGGGCCACCCUGCGGCGCAUGGAGCGAGAUUACGGCAUCGCGCCGGGGAUCACGAGCUACAACGCGCUGCUCUCGGUGUGCUGCCGGGUGAACGACGUCGAGCGCGCGCAGCAGCUGGUCGAGCGGAUGGAGCUGCUGGGCAUCCAGGCGGAUGGGUUCACGUGGGACGCUGUCAAGUCGAGACGGUCCAUGAGGAGCCUGCUCAAACGCCUGCAGGGCUGA